This is a messenger RNA of Trichosurus vulpecula (common brushtail), 4563 nucleotides long. RefSeq names its product leucine rich repeat containing 20 (gene LRRC20). The record is from RefSeq and is a predicted model, not a curated record. NCBI's taxonomy places the organism in Eukaryota, Metazoa, Chordata, Mammalia, Diprotodontia, Phalangeridae. The transcript has 5 exons. The coding region runs from base 241 to 789 and encodes 182 amino acids. Gene Ontology annotation, molecular function: protein binding.
GGGACCCGGCCCCGCAUCUUCCAAGAUAAGGCAGCUCCGGCCUCGAGGGACGAAGGAAGCUUCCGAGCUCACCCAAACCGCGCACCCCCCGCAGCGAUGUGCGGUGUAGACCCUCCGCGGGAAGGGGCAAUGAGCAGCAAGCAUUUAUGCAGCGCCCGCUGUGUACCGCAGCUACUCUGAGUCCCCCCUCCCUGAGCGACCGAUUGGCCGUGCUUCUUGGACAGAAAGGACAGUGUCUGCAUGCUGAAGAAAAUGGGCGAAGCUGUUGCCAGAGUUGCCAGGAAGGUGAAUGAGACCGUGGAAAAUGACUUAGAUACUUUGGACUUGGCUGAGUGUAAGCUCGUUUCCUUCCCUGUCGGGAUCUACAAAGUGCUCCGGAAUGUCGCGGGGCACAUUCGCUUCAUCAUCCUGGCCAACAACGAGCUCCAGUCCCUCACCAGCAAGUUCAUGACCACGUUCAGCCACCUCCGAGAACUCCACCUGCAGGGAAAUGCCCUGCAUCGUCUCCCUGAUGAGGUCAGCACCCUACAGUACCUCAAGGUUAUUGAUCUGUCCCGGAAUCAGUUCCAAGACUUUCCAGAGAAGCUCACUGCCCUGCAGGCCCUUGAGACCAUCAACCUAGAGGAGAAUGCAAUUGCGGAUGUCCCCGUGGAGAAGCUGGCCGCUAUGCCAUCGUUGAAAAGUGUGAACCUCCGGCUCAACCCCCUGAACGCAGAGGUGCGAGUGAUUGCCAAGCCACUCAUCAAGUUCGACCUCCUGAUGUCCCCAGAAGAAGGCCAGAGCAAUUGAGUGCAGUAGGGCUCAGGCUUGACUUGGCUGGACCCGCUUCCAGAGGGGCAGGACUGAGGAUGCCUGGCGCCUGGACCCUAGCGGGAACUCCAGCAGAUGCCUCCCCUGCAGCCUCUAUGAGGGGCAGGGUGGGCUGUGGAGUCAUUGGGGGAGGGGAGGCCAUGGUGGGGGGGGGAGAUGGGAGGGAUUACAGCAUUUACAAGACGAGUGUGUUAGCAUUGUAGCCAGACCCCAGGAGCAGUGGUGGAGGAGAUGGUCCGAUGGAGGGAGGGGUGCCUAGGCCGGGUUCUGUUUUCUGGGCUCUGACUCUGGUGCCACCAGGAAGUGGCUGGUUCCCUGUGCUGGCCUCGAGCCUCAUCUGGCAGAAAGGGAGAACUUCUCCCUUGUUAUCAGCUUCUCCUGCCCAACGUGUUAGGAGGAGGGAAGCUCCAGGAAGGAGCUGGUGACUCCAAACCUAUGAAUGAUCCUCUCUGAAGAGUCAGGGGGUGUGGAGGAAAAUGUCCUGGGGCCUCUCUGCAGCACUUCUGGCUGUAGGCUUGCGGCUGUACCCCUGGGCUGAAAUGGUCCCCAGGGCUCCAGGCCCUGCCCCUCUCCCUGCCCUUCUGACCACACUGGGCUCUUGUGAGGAAGGUGCUUAGGGAUCCUUUUGGCACUUCUGAGAACAGAGCUGUUAACCCAUCUGUCUCACUCCCUUUGCUCAGCCCAAAGGGACUGCUGCUGGGUCUCAGUGCUCUAGUCUUUUCUUGCUGCUCUCAGCUCAUGGUUGACUCCUUCCUGCCCAAAGCUCACACACCCAGGCUAGUCUAGAAGGGAAAAAUAAGAUCACAGGAUUUAGGGCAGAAGAGGCCUUGGGCCUGAUCUAGUUCAGCCUCUCAUUUUACAGAGGGGCAAACUGAGGCCCACAGGCUAGUGACUGACCCAUGGUCACAUAGGGAGUGAGUGACUGGGCUGUGUUCUGGGGUCCUAGGCCCUGGAACUGGAAGGUGACUCAGAACCUCAAGAAAACAGGCCCAGAGAGAGCACAUAGGUGGUGAAUGGCAGAAUUUGAACCCAGGACCUCCAGCUCCAGGCCAGAAGAGCUGCCUCCGAGCCUGCCUAGAUUGUCCUCUUGCUUUGGUGUGGACGGUGCAGGAGCAGGGGAGGGUGCUCCAGCGGUCAUCCCUUACAUCCUCCAGCCUUUCAGGUUUCAGGGAUAGGAGGUGGCAGCACUGGCCAGUGUACUGCCUCCGUGCCUCAAGCCGUGGUCACUGAGAGUCCCGGGGGACUUCUGGCCUGGGGGCCUGGGUACAUCACUGGUCUCACUCAGGCUCAUCGGGCUAAUACCUCCCUAGUAUUUCACAGGGCUGUUGUGAACCUCAGAGAUCAUUAGUAAGCAUCUGCGUGCCAGGCUCUGCACAUCACGGCCCUGCCCUCGAUGAGGGGGCAUGAGCUCUGGGGAGGUGAGUACACAGAGAAGUCUAUGCAGAAUACAUACAAAGUAAAUAGAAGGUGAUGGGGGGCACGAGCGGCUGGAGGAGGGGCCAAGGACAGCCUCAUUUAGGGGGGCACCUAAGCAGCUGAGGUGAGCAGGGAAAACCUUCCAGGUAUGGGGCACAGCCUGGGCAAAGUCCUGGCAACAGGAAGAGGUAUAGGGAGUGCUCUGCAAACCCUGGAGCACUGUAUAAGGUCUGUGAUCAGCCACAGCAUCCUCCCCACCACCAUUAGAUACACUCCCACAGCAUUACAGCUGCUCAGAUGUGCCUGACCCCAGAUGGAGGUAAUUAAAGGGGCCGACCAUCUGACCAUCCUCCCUGCCAGCGGAAUGAUGACCCCCAAGGCAGGCUGUCCCUAGGAGUCCUGACUAGUGACCUGUCACUUCCAGGGCGGGGGUUGGGGGCCCAGGCUGCUUGGUGAAUGCUCCUGGUGUGGAGAGCCUUCAAAGCCUUUGAGCCCUAGCUCUAGCGUGGUGACCAAGGACAAGUUAUUAGCUUCUCUGAACCUCAGUAUCCCCCUCACUAAAAUAGAGGUCAUCAAACACCUUUGAAAACCUUCCAGAUCUCCAGAAAGGGGAGCUGUUCAGUCCUAAAUCCCCAUGAGGCAGGGAAGGGCAGUGGUCCAGAACCCCCAACUCUUACCCUCCUUCCAUCUGCUUUUCAAGUGAAUUUGGAUGUGAGGCCUCCCUGAGAAUGGACCCAGUGUGGCCUCCAUACCCUUUAAUGCACCUGCCUGCCCAUCUCCCCACACUCUGGGCCACAGCUCUUCCUCCUUCUCCAUCACCAAGUGCUAGCCCCAGAAUGGCCCCAGGCCCACUGGGAGGGCCACUUGAGGAUCCUGGUCGUUGUGAGCCAUUGGCUUGGGGGCAUAGCCAGGUGCCCCCAGGAGGAGAAGAGUAUCAUGGGCUAUUGAUGGGCACUCCCUCUGACACGCUUCCACCCCAAGCUCUGCAUCAACUUCUACGCUCACUUCCCCAAGCACUCUUUCUUUAUUGAUCUCCAGAAACUUGCCAGAGAAUCUGAUGGGGCUGUGGUCCUGGUGGUACUGUUGUGAGGAGCAAGGGGUCGGGGGCAUCCCUGAGCCCAGGACACAGCCCAGACCUCUGCUCUCUGCAGUCCUAAUCCCAGGAGUCUUUCUCCUUAGGGCCUGCCCACCCCUGACUUACUCUGGUCAAUGCCAAGACUCCUGCCUUCUGAUAGCCCCUCAGUAUCUCCCCACUCUUCACAAAUUCACUCCAGAAUCACCCCCCCACACACACACACACACAUUGUUGCUCUCUGUCCUCACACUUCUGUCCUCUGCCUUUAUCCCUGAACCACUAGACCAAAACCACAGUUCACUUGUUCCUAGGACCAUUGGAAUGUAUGCUCCCUGAGAGCAGGGCCUGGGUUUUGGUUUUUGUAUUCUUGGUGCUUAGCCCAGCAUCUGGCACAUAGUAAGUACAUGCUGACUGUUGACUGCCUUCCAAUUUCUGCCUCCGUACCUUUUAACACAUCUGCCUGCCUGCCUGCCCCACUCUGAGCCACAGCUCUUCCUCAUCGCUCCAUCUCCAGGGCCUAGCAGGUGAGGCAUAAAGGGCAGCAGAUUUGGAGGCAGCAUUCCAUUUCUGUCACCUUGAGGACAUACCUUGGCCUCGGUGUACUCAUGUGUAACCUGAGGGUAUUGAACUUGAUGGCCUCCAAGCUCUACAAGUGCUGUCUUCCUAACCAGGCUGACCUGAGCCAAGAAUGCUGGGAACAAGCCAGGAAGAAGAGCCUGGUUCCUUCAUGGGCUCCACAAGUGAGGGGAGGCAGGUGUACCCAAAAGGACUGUGGGUGGGAGUGUGACAGAGGAGGGGUCCAAGGCGGGGCUCUGGGCGCUGGGGUCAGUCUGGUACGGACGCCUGUGCUUUUCACCGAGGCUGAGAGCAUGAGGUUUUAAUACAUGAGGAGCAGCCCCUCAGUUUGGAGAUAGAGGAACUAGGGGAAAUGAGUUAUCCAAGACCACGUGGGCAAGUUUGCCUGAAGUCGCCAUAUCUACACCUUUGUCCACUGCGCCACCCAGCCCUGGCUUCCAGGGUGGCCCGCCCAGCCACAUGCACAGGCCUUGUGCAGCGCACCCCUGGCUAGGCUCAAGGAUGUGAACUUUGGUCUCCACAUUCUGCUGGGGAAGUUUUACUGUGGAAAAUGAAAUUCCUGCCUUGAUAACUUAUGAAAACUUGGCCAGAGAAGCCUUUGGUCUAAAAAAAAAACCCAACCUGUGACGUGAAAUGUGCUUGGUUAGUUUUGGGUUUGCAAUAAAGGACAUGUUGAUCUCACCUGA